Molecule: messenger RNA, 2196 nt
Organism: Apus apus (common swift)
Lineage: Eukaryota; Metazoa; Chordata; Aves; Apodiformes; Apodidae
Gene: RSPO1
Product: R-spondin 1
Exons: 6
Coding region: 832-1614 (260 amino acids)
Source: RefSeq, a predicted model, not a curated record
GGGUGGAAUUCCCUCAUGCAGGAGUUUGCACUAGAUGCCUUUACAAAGCUGGAUACUCUGGUAAUAAUAAUAAUAAUAAAAAUCCCUACUCGGUGGAUGGGGAUGGAGUCUACGGCAUUGAGACCAGGAUUUAUUAAUGUGCAAAUUGCUCUGAUAUGAUCACAUACUUUCUGCUUUGCAUACGCAGGGAGCAGCGUGGGCUGAUGGAGUAUGAACUAGCCUGGGCGAUCUUUACGAGCUGAAAUCCUGCACAUCACAGAAGGGGUUGUUUCUCUGCGCAAAACCUGGGAAGCUGUUAGAAACCUGCUUUAAAAAACAAGUGAACAAAAUCCCCAGACCUAAAUGCACCAGACUGCUCCAUGAACUCGCCAUGAAUAUAUUUUUCAUCUUUUUUGACAGAAAUGUGCAUGUAACUUUCUCUGGAGGAACCGAGGAUUUUUCUAUUUGGUCUUGUAGUAUUUCAAAACUGAAACACCAGUAGAGUCUUUUCAGCAGUGAUGAGGGAGUGACAAGUCAGAGCUCCUGCCUGCGCUCUUGGAAAUUGCAAGCAGCUAACGCUCGCUGCCAGAGCCCCCAGAUGGGACUAGAGACAAGCUCCUGUGCUCCUUACGGGGAUGAAGGUAGAGCCAUGUUACCUGCUACCUAAGCUCGCUGUUGCUGAUGUAGUUUGUGGAUAUGGUCCUGUACCAGGCUUCGUGCACAGACUCUCAGCUCUGAUCCCACCUGAGACGUUGUAGCAGCAGCAGCAGCAGCAGCAGCGAGAUCACCAGCUGUGGAGCAGGCUCCUGCAACCACCCUGCGACGGAGGGGCUGCAGCACUGGAGAGUUACUAUGCAGCUUGGACUGCUUGUGGUGGUGGUUUUUCUAAGCUCGAUGGAUCUAACAGGCAGCAGCAAAGUGGUGAAGGGCAAGAGGCAAAGACGAAUCAGCACCGAGCUGAGCCAGGGCUGUGCCAGAGGCUGCGACCUGUGCUCCGAGUUCAAUGGGUGCCUGAGAUGUUCCCCCAAGCUCUUCAUCCUUCUGGAGAGGAAUGAUAUCCGGCAAAUUGGGAUUUGCCUGCCAUCUUGUCCACUGGGAUACUUCGGCCUUCGCAAUACAGACAUGAACAAGUGCAUCAAAUGCAAAAUUGAGAACUGUGAGUCCUGUUUCAGUCGAAACUUUUGCACAAAAUGUAAGGAAGGUUUGUAUUUGCACAAAGGGAGAUGUUACGUCACAUGCCCCGAAGGCUACUCUGCUGCCAACGGCACCAUGGAGUGCAGCAGCCCUGCACAAUGUGAAAUGAGUGAGUGGGGGCCCUGGGGGCCCUGCUCCAAGAAGAGGAAGCUCUGUGGCUUCAAGAAGGGCAACGAAGACCGAACGCGGCGGAUUCUGCAGGCUCCCUCUGGAGACGUGUCCCUGUGUCCUGCCACCACCGAGGUGCGGAGAUGCACUGUGCAGAAGAACCAGUGCCCUGAAGGGAAAAGGAAGAAAAAGGAAGAGCAAGGAAAGCAAGACAAUGCGAAUGGGAACAGAAAUCGGAAAGACACCAAAGACAGUAAGUCUGGCACCAAGAAGAGGAAGAGCAGACAGAGAGGGGCCAUGGUCCCUGCCACGUCCGCCAGCCCUGCCCAGUAGCUGCCCCUUCACGUCACCUGAUGGCAAGAUUUCAUUGCUGCUAUGUAUAUGAAAGCUUUAUUGAACCAGAGCACUGCUACACCACACGUACACAUAUCCAGAAAGACAGACUUAUGUCCCAGAAUGACAGAAACCCACAGACCCGACAGAAACCACAUCCACAGUCCUUAAGGAGGCUGCACACACACACCCCCCGGGACCACAGAAGGAUGCUGCCAAGGAGUGGGAGCACACAGGGAGGGAAGCCCACCUCCCCAGGGCUCCAGGGGGACGCUGCAGGGAGGAGAGGUGGAGCAGGAGUCAGCCAAGGACCCUGACGUGAGACUUGGUGACCAAAGGCCCUGACCCGAGCCUGGCGGGGCGGCCCAGGGCAGCAGGACCCCCACGGUUACUCCCCUGGCCUGGGACCUGGACUCACACAAAGGCAGUGGCCUCUUUCUCUCCCCCUCCCUUUACUUUGUGUUUUAAGCUGUAUGACUUUAUCAUUGCAAAUACAUGUUAAACGUUUGUGGUAAGAGGUCAGUGGUAUCUGCCCUGAAUCUGCUUCAAAGAGUUAUUUCAAAUUAAAAACAAAAAUCAAAA